Molecule: messenger RNA, 495 nt
Organism: Oikopleura dioica
Lineage: Eukaryota; Metazoa; Chordata; Appendicularia; Copelata; Oikopleuridae
Source: the annotation of a GenBank genome assembly
AUGGAUUCAGAAUUUCGUAAAAAAUUCAAUGAUAAUUUUGAAAAAUCAAAGGAAGAUUGCAUCGACAACAUUAUAGCAAUGUGUGCAAUGAGCUGCGUUGGAGACUUUCAAUCAAAUAUACGAUCUUUUAUCCACUACGACAAGAAUAAAAAGGACAAUAAAAAUCCAGAAAAACGAGUAUAUGAGACACGGAAUCGGGAAAAACACAUAACGGAUCCGAAAGAACGUCAAAUGGCUAUCAACAUGCUAAUCCUGGGAUCUCUUUUCUCAAACGAGAAUUUUUCUUUUUAUGUUGUGGAAAGAGCAACAAAAAAUGAAAAGGACUGGAAAAAAUCCAAAGUUAUUAAGAGCAGAUCAUCAAAUUCUUGCGCUGUCGCUGGAACGGAUUACCUCCUGGAUCCGUCGGUUUAUAUGUCGAGGAGACCCCUCUGUGCAAAGAACGCUGGCUGCCGAACGAACCAAUCGAAAAGAAACGGGUUGAUAUUUUUUCACUAA